UUUCACAAUCCAAAAGAAGCUAAUUUCUAGUCCCACUUGAUCUAUUGUAUGGCUUAUUAUCCUUUUAACGUUUCCCCAAAUGACAAUUCUCCCCCAUUAGAAAAUCUUUCGCCUACUGGCGGAGGAAGUUGCGUACUUUCUCCUCGUAGGCAUCCGAAUUUCAAAGGAAUUCGGCAGAGGAAUGGGAAAUGGGUAUCCGAAAUCCGCGAGCCUCGAAAGACUACACGUAUAUGGCUCGGUACUUUCCCAAAUCCCGAGAUGGCAGCUAUUGCUUACGAUGUUGCGGCUCUGGCAUUAAAAGGCCCUGAUGCCCAAUUAAACUUCCCGGAUUAUGCAAACUCGUACCCUGUCCCUGCUUCCCUGUCAGCCGCUGAUAUUCGUGCUGUGGCUGCAAAUGCUGCAGCUGCUAGAGAACCCCUUCCGUCAGAAAACAGUAACGCUGGAAUUUCUGAAGGUACUGUAGCAACAACAGCAGAAACAACAACAGAACAGGGACACAAGUUUGUGGAUGAAGAGGAAAUAUUCGGAAUGCCGAAAUUGCUGGAUGAUAUGGCAGAGGCAAUGCUUGUUAGCCCCCCGAGGAUGCAUCAAUCAACAUCUUAUGAUGAGUCCCCUGAAAACUCUGAUGCGGAUAAUCUCUGGAGUUACCCAUAAAGUAUGAGGAAAAUAUGGUCCCCUAUGUACAGUCCAGAAACUAUAAUAACGGAACUACUGUUCAUAAGUUAGUGGGUUUUGCAUUUAUUUUUUUUGUUUUUGCUUUUUGGAGAAUAGUCCUUGAGCAACAAAUUCCAAAAAGGAUGUGCUAUUGGAUUUCACGAAACAGUUUGUGUUUUUUUCCUUUAAAAAAACAAAGAGAAAGAAGUUACUUUACUUUUAUUGAAAACAAUGACAUUUGACUCUCUCAAAAUUCAAAAUAUUGUUUUGUUACAAGUCAAAGAAAAUUGUUUUCAAGUUUUGAGUAACUUCUUCAAAAUCAAACUAAAAACAAAUAGCCCAUAUAUAAACUUAGUUGGUGUAUGGACUCUCUAUAUAGGUGAGAAGUCCUUUUCCUUGUAACAGGGAAUACUAAUUAGAGGAUGUUUAGAUCCACUUAUUUUAAGUAUUUUUUGACUUUUAAAUUCCUUUUUUUGAGGGUGUACUUUUUUCUUUUAUUUUAAGCACUUAUUUUUAAUUUAAAAAGUAGAAAAAUAGGCUAAAAGUUAAAAAUUGGGUAUGAACAACUUAUAGCUUUUAAUUUAUAAGCUACUCCAUAUAUCUUAAUUUAUGUGACAUUUUUAGAUUCCCGAGAUUCAAACAGUCUAAUUUUGACCAUGAAUUUGAACAUGUAAUUUUUAAAGUUUUUGAAUUUUUUUUUAUAUAUUACGUAAAAGAUACUAUAAGUCACAAUAAUUGUCAAUUUAAAAUAUUUAAAAGAUAUAAUAAAAAAAAUAAUGAUCAACGAUAAAUUUAUUUAAAUCUCUAAAUUUAAAAAAUACUACAUAAAUUAAAACGAAAGGAGUACUUAAAAACAAGUCAAUCCAAAACAACUUCUUAAAUCCAUCUGUUGGGUAGAAAAUAGUAGGUAGUCACUGUGAAUUAAUUUGUCAUAUUAUUUUUUCUAAUUUCCAACCCGUCGAUCUGAAGCUCUUAGGAACCACCAAGUAUAUGGGAUCAAAGUGCUUGCUUUGAAGGUUUGACUAUGUGAAGUAAUAUUGUAUGUGUCAGAAUGCCCAAGCCUACUCAUUUUUGGACAUAUUUUUGUAUAUUAAUGAAUGAAAUGAUAGACUAUGUUAUUACAUUCUGUGUUGAUAACCUAUGUUUGGUACCCUCUCGUUUCCAUUUUGGAUAAAACGUGUUUAUAUCGACUUAAAAUUAAA
Molecule: messenger RNA, 1856 nt
Organism: Solanum dulcamara
Lineage: Eukaryota; Viridiplantae; Streptophyta; Magnoliopsida; Solanales; Solanaceae
Product: ethylene-responsive transcription factor ERF027-like
Exons: 1
Coding region: 49-654 (201 amino acids)
Biological process (GO): regulation of DNA-templated transcription
Molecular function (GO): DNA-binding transcription factor activity; DNA binding
Source: RefSeq, a predicted model, not a curated record